Molecule: messenger RNA, 1337 nt
Organism: Ipomoea nil (Japanese morning glory)
Lineage: Eukaryota; Viridiplantae; Streptophyta; Magnoliopsida; Solanales; Convolvulaceae
Product: very-long-chain 3-oxoacyl-CoA reductase 1-like
Exons: 3
Coding region: 200-1210 (336 amino acids)
Cellular component (GO): endoplasmic reticulum
Molecular function (GO): ketoreductase activity
Source: RefSeq, a predicted model, not a curated record
CUUCAAUUCUGUUCUAAAAAAAAAAAAAAAAAAAAAAAACUUCAAUUCCAAUUCAAAGAUUAUCUAAGUUCUAUAACUCUAUUAAUGAGCUGAUCUGAGCUUAGAUCUGAACCACACUCCCUGCCGUUUCUAUAUCCGAUCCGUGUAGAAAACAUCAGAGUCCGCUGGGUACAGUUUCUUCAGUGCUUGUUGGACGGCCAUGGAAACCGGUUUCUAUGAACACCUCAAAUCUCAACCGCCAUGGCUUCUUCUACUUCUAGCUCUCGGCUUUUUCAAACUUGUCGCCUUUUCACUAACCAUUCUGGAAUGGGUCCGAGCCAACUUUCUCCGGCCGGCCAAGAAUCUGAAGAAUUACGGCUCCUGGGCGCUGGUAACCGGAGCUACCGACGGCAUCGGAAAAGCCUUUGCUUUCCAGUUAGCUCGUAAGGGGCUGAACGUAGUUCUGGUGGGCCGGAAUCCGGAGAAGCUGAGAGACGUUUCCGGUGGGAUAAAGGCCAAGUAUGGGCAGAUCCAGGUGAAGAGUGUGGUGGUGGAUUUUUCCGGCGACUUGGACGACGGGGUUCGGAGAAUCCGAGAGGCGAUCGAGGGGCUUGACGUCGGAGUGUUGAUUAACAACGUGGGUGUUUGUUAUCCGUACCCGAGGUUUUUCCACGAGGUGGAUGAUAAGCUGUUGGGCGAUGUGAUUAAAGUGAACGUGGGAGGGACUACUAAGGUUACUCAGGCGGUUUUACCGGGGAUGCUCCGGCGGAAGAGAGGGGCGAUUGUCAAUAUUGGCUCCGGUUCCGCCAUUGUUAUCCCUUCAGCUCCCCUUCAUGCAGUUUAUGCCGCCACCAAAGCAUACAUUGAUCAAUUCUCAAGAUGCCUUUAUUUGGAGUAUGGCAAAAGUGGAAUUGAUGUGCAAUGUCAAGUACCAUUAUAUGUGGCAACCAAAAUGAUAUCAAUCAGGAAAUCAUCAUUCUUUAUUGCAUCAACAGAGGAGUAUGCGGAGGCAGCAUUGCGGUGGAUAGGUUAUGAAGCAAGGUGCACCCCAUAUUGGCCCCAUUCUCUGCAAUGGGCUUUGGUCUAUUUCUUCCCCGACUCUGCUAUUGAUGCCUGGCGACUCAGGGAUUGCAUGGGAAUCAGGAAGAAGGGAAAGCUCAAGGAUUCAAGGAAGAAGCAGGAACUGAUGAUGCAACUAGCUUCUUCAGCCUCAAAAAUUAGUACCACUUGAGUGAACAAAUACUUGUCAUUUUAUGAAUAUUGCAUUGACUAUGUUUGAGAGGUCAUAUUGUAGCAAGAAUAAUAUCAUAUCAACAUGCAAUGUACUUUUUACUUUAAUUUAAACUUUUGGUUGACAU